CCUACCUAUACCUAUACCUAUACCUAUACCUAAUAUUUCUAUAUCCGCGGCACCUCCGACCUCGACCUCAACCUCAACCUCAACCUCACCACCCAGCUGUCCACCCACCUCAGCCAUGCCCUCCAACGAACGCACCUCCCUCAUCACCACCACAACCACCACCACCCGCCGCCACCCCCGCAACAGCAUGUACUGGACCCUCGCUUGCAUCUACGGCGCAUCCGCCGUCGGCCUCGGCGCCUUCGGCGCCCACGGGCUGAAAAAGCUGAUCUCGGACCCGGCCAAAGUCGGCUCCUGGGCCACCGCCGCCCACUACCAGCUCGUGCACUCCGUCGCCCUGCUCCUCGCCGCCCAGGUCCAGAACCCCGUCUCCGCCCUCCUGUUUACCACCGGCAUGACCUUCUUCAGCGGGAGCUUGUACCUGCUCGUCCUCGACCCGGCCCGCUUCCGCUUCCUGGGUCCCGUCACGCCGCUUGGUGGCCUAUGCUUGAUUGGUGGCUGGGUUGCGCUCGCGCUGAAGUAAAGAGAGAGUUAGGCACCUAAUAUACCCGUCUCGGCUUAUGGUGCUGUAGUCUUAUGCGAGAGGGGGUCGCAAGAUGAAGAAUAGUUACAGAUAGCCGGGCUGUCUAUAUGAGUGUAGUCUCGUGGACGUGACAGCUACCUCCUAAAUAACUAAUAUCGUCACUCUGCGUGAGCAAGAACCUACCUUUUUUUUAUUUUUUUUUAUUUUUACACAUCUCUCGUACCCAAGGGCCAACUGUGAAGUUACAUAUCUACUACUGGCUAAUUUCAACUCGUAGACUUAACGCUAUUCGGAAAACUUACGCAGCGCUUUCCUUACCUCGAGGCAUUUCUAUUAAACUAUCGGCAUACUUACCGACAGUCCUAACA
Daldinia decipiens is the source of this 891-nucleotide messenger RNA. Its product is annotated as DUF423-domain-containing protein. Bases 116 to 523 code for a protein of 135 amino acids. The record is from RefSeq and is a predicted model, not a curated record. Lineage: Eukaryota; Fungi; Ascomycota; Sordariomycetes; Xylariales; Hypoxylaceae. The transcript is spliced from 2 exons.